AUGCCUAGGACCAUCUUAAUUACAGGUUGCUCGGAUGGUGGCUUGGGUGCUGCUCUAGCCCUCGCUUUUCACAAGCACGGUGACCGCGUUCUAGCAACAGCACGAAACCCGUCCAAGAUGGCGCAUCUUAAAUCUGAAGGCGUCGAAACGCUUGCAAUGGAUGUACUCUCAGAUGAGUCACUUCAAACCGCCGCAAAGGAGGUUGCUGCCUUGACCAAUGGCUCACUUGACAUGCUCAUCAACAACGCUGGCGCUGGAUACUCAAUGCCACUACUCGACGCCGACAUGCGUGAGCUAGAGAAGGUUUUCAAGCUCAACGUCUUCUCUGUCAUGCGAACCACACAAGUAUUCUUCCCCCUCCUUCGAAAUUCUAAAGCUGGAGCAGUGUUGGUCAAUCAUAGCUCAACGGCAUGCGUGGCGCCGAUACCAAUGCAAGGAGGAUACAAUGCUUCGAAAGCGGCCGUUGCGAUGCUGUCGGAAAACUUAAGAUUGGAACUCGACCCCUUCGGGAUCAAAGUCGUCGACCUGAGGACCGGCGGCGUCCAAUCCAAAUUCUUCGACAACACCCCUCAAGGCAGGACGGCAAAAUUGCCAGAAAACACCCCAUACGAGCUCUCACGAGAACAGAUCGAAUCCAUCAUCCAUGGAAACGUAGGCGUCGCGUUUAUGGACACGGAUGUUUGGGCCAGUAGCGUUGUAAAGGAUCUCAACCGGAGCAAGCCGCCCGUCCAUAUCUGGCGUGGGAGUGGUGCGACAAAGGGUUGGAUUUCAACUAUGCUUCCUCACGGAACUUUCGACGGGCUACUCAAGAAGAUGGGCGGCCUGGACGUCUUUGCAAAGAAGCUGAGGGAGGCAGAGGCAAAGAAGACUCAAUAG
This is a messenger RNA of Exophiala aquamarina CBS 119918, 876 nucleotides long. RefSeq lists its product as uncharacterized. Lineage: Eukaryota; Fungi; Ascomycota; Eurotiomycetes; Chaetothyriales; Herpotrichiellaceae. The transcript has a single exon. Bases 1 to 876 code for a protein of 291 amino acids. Gene Ontology annotation, cellular component: lipid droplet; endoplasmic reticulum. Gene Ontology annotation, biological process: phosphatidic acid biosynthetic process; triglyceride catabolic process. The record is from RefSeq and is a predicted model, not a curated record. Gene Ontology annotation, molecular function: triacylglycerol lipase activity; acylglycerone-phosphate reductase (NADP+) activity.